Penicillium crustosum is the source of this 525-nucleotide messenger RNA. RefSeq lists its product as uncharacterized. The record is from RefSeq and is a predicted model, not a curated record. Lineage: Eukaryota; Fungi; Ascomycota; Eurotiomycetes; Eurotiales; Aspergillaceae. Bases 1 to 525 code for a protein of 174 amino acids. The transcript is spliced from 2 exons.
AUGCCAAUCACCGAGGAAGAGCUUGAGGCCACCACGCUCGGUCGCGCGAUCAACAACGCGUCCGACCAGAGGCUACGCGUGGUUCUCAAAUCCAUCUGCGCGAAAAACGACCAGGCUCGUAAAGAAGCCGAGAGUCAAUUUCUGGUAUUGGCGGCCGAUACCAAAGAGAGCCCCGACAGCAAUAAAAGAGCAAUUUCCCGAUACGCGUCUUGCAUCAAUUGCGAGAAGGAAUUCGAUGUUACGACCAACACGGAGAAAAGCUGUCGAUAUAAUCCAGGCACGAUUGUGCAAAAAUUGAGAUCACGGUCCAGUCGAAAAAAUGAGCCCACCGGCGAAGAUCUUUUUGUCGACAAUUGGGAUGAGUUUGAGGUGGACACCGAUGAAAUGCGCAAGGAUUUCCCACACUGCUUUACGUUCAUGUGCUGUAAUGAAAACCUUGAAGAGAACCCCCAUGGAUGUGUGACCGACUUCCAUCGAGAACAGCACCCUGAGGAGAAGCCAUCGAAAAGGUCGAGAGCUGUUUGA